Messenger RNA from Monascus purpureus, 1755 nucleotides. The record is from the annotation of a GenBank genome assembly. Lineage: Eukaryota; Fungi; Ascomycota; Eurotiomycetes; Eurotiales; Aspergillaceae.
AUGGCGUUUAAUACGUCUACGUACAAAAACGGGACUACGAAUGCCACGCCAAGUCCGUUCCCUUCAGAACCCACCAUCCUAGACACCCUAAUCCCAGGCUUCACCUUCUUCUCACGCUUGCUCCAAUCAUACCUGAACAUCGACCUUUCGAGCUACGUACCCGCCUUCGUUACUGGCGCCUGCGUUGUGGCGGCCAUCAGGUACAGCACAUCCAAUCUUUUCGAACACUUCUUAAGAUACUUUGUAUCAACGGCAGAAAUCCGGCUGAACGAUGAGGUCUACAAUUAUCUUAUGUUCUGGAUGUCGCAGCAGCCUUUUUUAAAUCGCACUAUCAAGUUUGUGGCGGGAACGAAGACAAACAGUGACCAAGUCUACACCUACUAUUCAGAUUAUAACGACGACGAAGACAAGGAGUUUGCUAACGAUGAUGACGAUGAUGAAGACAACUUUGACAGGUAUUGGGCGAAAGCAAUUCGAAGAGACCGGUACAAGAAAUUCCGGUUCACUCCUGCUGAAGGUACCCAUUAUUUCCGAUACCGUGGACGGAUGAUUGCUUUUACGCGCGAACGGGAUGAGAACUCAGGCGCGCGUUACGAAUUGAAUCCCGAACGACUGUAUCUGUCAUGUCUGGGUCGGGAUGCCACUAUCCUCAAGGAACUGCUGAAUGAGGCCCAAAGAUCAUACGUUGAGAAAGAUGGAACCAAAACGAUCAUAUACCGCGGCCGGAGUUCCGGGUCCGAUAUUGACUGGGCAAGGUGCAUGGCGAAAUCUCCUCGGCCCAUAUCUACUGUAGUGUUGGAUCAGCGACAGAAGCAGGACUUCCUAGAUGACAUAAAGGAGUAUCUACAUCCCCGGACGAGAAGAUGGUAUUCCGAUCGAGGUAUCCCGUAUCGAAGGGGGUACCUGUUCUACGGUCCUCCCGGGACUGGGAAGACCAGUCUCUGCGUUGCUGUCUCUGGGCUGCUGGGGUUGAAGAUCUACCUGCUGAAUUUGAGCGGGAAGAAUAUUGACGAGAGCGCUCUGCUAUCCCUAUUUGAUGAAUUGCCCCGACGCUGUAUUGUUCUGCUGGAAGAUAUUGACAGUGCUGGUAUGACCCACAACAGAGACGAAGACACUACGGCCGGUGAUAGAGAAGAGAGCACUUCCAACGGCAAAGAAGAUGGCAACAACAAGCCCCUCCACCGGAUUUCACUCUCCGCCCUCCUCAAUGUUAUCGACGGUGUCGCUGCGAGCGAAGGCAGAAUUCUUGUCAUGACAACGAAUCACGUCGAGAAGCUAGACCCUGCGCUCCUACGUCCUGGGCGUGUGGAUAUGUCCAUAUGCUUCGGAUACUCGGAUAUGGAAACGAUAAAGGACCUGUUCUGCUCAAUCUAUGCACCCAGGUCGUUUUCAGUCCGGGGUAGUCAUUCUAACAUCUAUCCCAUGCAAUCUGGUCGAUCCGCUGAACCUGAACUGGGAACAAGUCUGAUUGUGAAUGUUGCAGAAAUCAAGAAAGGAGCGGGUCUGAGAACGAAUCAACCCGACAAGGAGAAGAUAUCCCAGCUCAGUGAGGAGCAAAGGGAAAAUGACAAGCAGCGGGAAAGGAUCCUCGCUCUUGCAGCCGAGUUUGCUUCGCUCGUACCCAGCGGAGAGCUAACACCUGCAGAGGUCCAGGGCUAUCUGCUCAAAAACAAAGAUCGGCCGGAGGAUGCGAUCAGUGGUGCAGAGGAAUGGGUACAGGGCGUGAGAGAGCAGAGGACACCUCGUCGAGCCUGA